This is a messenger RNA of Triticum dicoccoides, 2223 nucleotides long. Its product is annotated as probable histone acetyltransferase HAC-like 1. The transcript has 10 exons. Lineage: Eukaryota; Viridiplantae; Streptophyta; Magnoliopsida; Poales; Poaceae. The record is from RefSeq and is a predicted model, not a curated record. Gene Ontology annotation, biological process: positive regulation of transcription by RNA polymerase II. Bases 186 to 2024 code for a protein of 612 amino acids. Gene Ontology annotation, cellular component: histone acetyltransferase complex; transcription regulator complex. Gene Ontology annotation, molecular function: transcription coactivator activity; zinc ion binding; chromatin DNA binding.
UCGAGGAGUCCGGCUCGUAUAUACAGUAUCAUCAAUCAAACCGGAGCCAAGCUCGCAUCAAUUCCACCCCCACACAGAUCAUUAAUCACACGGGGGUUGCAGCCUAAGCUUCUUCGCCCACGACCACCACUCGGUCUCGGAUCCAGAGGAGGCGCGCGCGGGCGGCGGAGCGUGGGCCGGAGGCGAUGGCGCACGUCCCCGCCUCCGUGGAGGAUGCGCGGCUUAUUAUUGAUUCACUACGUGAAGAUCCCCUAUAUGGUCAACAACUGCAGCCGGUGUCUGAUAGUAUAAAUGAAAAUGCAUGCCAGCUCUGCAAACAGGAAAAACUCACCUUUGAACCCCCACCAAUGUAUUGCUUACCUUGUGGUGCUCGGAUAAGGCGAAAUGGACCGUACUAUGCUUAUGAUACUCGUGAUACCCGCCACUCUGUCUGUAUUCCAUGUUACAAUAAGUCCCCUGGUCACACCAUUGAGGUUGAAGGACAGAUGUUUCCGAAGGCCCGAUUUCAGAAAAAAAGAAAUGAUGAGGAAACUGAAGAAUGUUGGGUUAAUUGUGAAAGAUGUAAUUGCUGGCAGCAUCAGAUAUGUGCUCUGUUUAAUGGCAUAAACUAUGAUGUAAAAGAAGCAUAUACUUGCCUCUAUUGCUAUAUUGAGGAAGUGAAGCAUGGGCUGCACGUGCCUUCACCACAGAGUGCUGUUCUUGGGGCAAGUGAUCUGCCAAGAACUGCUCUUAGCGAUCAUAUUGAAGAGCGGCUUUUUAAACGGCUUAAGCUGGAGAGACAGGCUCGUGCAGUUCAGACAGGACGUAGUUUUGACGAGGUUGCUGGAGCAGAUGGUCUUGUGGUCAGAGUUGUUUCAUCAGUGGAUAAGAAGGUUGGAGUUAAACCACGUUUUUUGGAAACUUUUCAAGAAGAUAAUUACCCGACGGAAUUCCCUUACAAGUCCAAGGCUGUUCUUUUGUUCCAGAAAAUAGAUGGUGUAGAAGUCUGCUUAUUUGGAAUGUAUGUUCAAGAAUUUGGUGCUGAAUGCGCUUUCCCGAACCAACGUCGUGUUUACUUGUCAUACCUGGAUUCUGUGAAAUACUUAAGACCUGGGAUUAAAGCAGCCACUGGAGAGGCCUUGUGUACAUUCGUCUACCAUGAAAUUCUGAUAGGAUAUCUUGAAUACUGCAAGCAGCGUGGAUUCACAAGCUGUUAUAUAUGGGCUCGCCCACCUCUGGAAGGUGAUAACAUUUUUUAUUGCAAUCCUAAGAUUCAGACGACUCGAACAUCUGACAAACUCCGGGAGUGGUGCUUAGCCAUGAUUCGAAAAGCUACUAAGGAGGAGAUUGUUGCUGAGCUUACAAAUUUGUAUGACCAUUUCUUCAUUACUAUGGGAGAGUGCAAGGCUAAAGUUACUGCUUCUCGUUUGCCUUACUUCGAUGGAGAUUACUGGCCAGGAGCUGCCGAAGGUAUGGUCAAUCAACUGCAUCAAGAAGAAGAUGACCAAAAGCUUCAGAAGAAGGGUAAUGCAAAGAAAAUUAUUAGAAAAAGAGCUCUUGAAGCUGCUGGCCACACUGAUCUAAGUGGGAACGCUUCCGAGGAUGAUAUGCUGAUGCAAAAGCUUGGGGAAACCAUUUAUCCAAUGAAGGAGGAUUUCAUUAUGGUCCAUUUGCAGUAUUCUUGUAGCCACUGUCGUAGCUUUAUGUCGUCUGGAAAACGUUGGGCUUGUCAUCAAUGCAGAAGUUUUUACAUCUGUGACAAGUGCUACAGUGCAGAACAAGAGCUUGAAGAGAGGGAGAGGCAUCCGAGCAAUAGUAGAGAAACUCAUGAGCUCCAUCCGGUUGACAUUGUGGGUGUGCCUGAAGACACAAAGGAUGGAGACGGUAUCAUAGAAAGCAAGUUUUUUGACACCAGGCAGGCGUUUCUCAGUCUUUGUCAAGAGAACCAUUACCAAUUUGACACCCUUCGCCGUGCCAGGCAUUCGUCGAUGAUGGUGUUGUACCACCUACAUAAUCCCACUGUCAAGUGUAAUGGUGCUGUGUAGUUACUCCCGUCCAUAGGGGUACAUUUAUUUACAUAUAUAUGUCAGGACCGGCCCUGACGUUCCACUUAUGAAGCAGGCCGAGAAACGGUAGCGACUGUUUUACCGAAUUCAUCGAUCUUUGCUCCGUGGAGAGAAAGCUGUGACUGUUAUACCGAAUCUCAACUGAACAAGAGGCGAUUGAGGCGUGUAUUGAUGUUGC